This is a messenger RNA of Paramecium sonneborni, 1543 nucleotides long. Lineage: Eukaryota; Ciliophora; Oligohymenophorea; Peniculida; Parameciidae. The record is from the annotation of a GenBank genome assembly.
UUAAAUAUGACUGAUAGAAAAGCUUGGAAUUAAAAAGUAUUAUGAUAUCAAUAAAUUAAAUGAAUAGGAAGAUAUAGCCAUUCUUCACUUAGUAAAGUAAUAUGGGAUAAAGAAAUGGACAACAGUAGCUGAAAAAAUGAAAGAAAUUUAUGGUUUAUUUGGUCGAUCUGGUAAAUAAUGUAGAGAGCGAUAUCAUAAUCAUUUGGAUCCAACAAUUAAUAAAGAUCCUUGGAGUGAAAAUGAAGAAAAGAUAAUAUUUUUAGCACAUAGAGAACAUGGAAAUAAAUGGGUAUUAUUAACAGAUUUAAAGAUUUUAAGGCAGAGAUUGCAAAAUUACUUCCAGGUAGAACAGAUAAUGCAAUUAAAAAUCAUUUUUAUUCAACCUUAAGAAGAAGUUUAAGACGCAUAAAUAAAAUGAUUGGUGAUAAAAACAGUAAUCUACGUAAAUAAAUAUUUAGCAAAGAAAAGUGUACCCAAUAGAUCAAGGACAUAAAGCCUGGUGUUUUGUCCAAGAUCUUCAUACUUGCUGAAAAAAACCCAUCUGAACUUAAAGAUGAUCAUAUGAAAAGAUUAUGUUUAGCAUGCAAAGGAUUAUAAGAUUCUAUACUUGAAUUUGCAUAAUCUAAAUAAAAAUCAUAAAUUAUUCAAUUCAAUGAAGAAAAAUUUAAAUAAUUGAUAGAGAAAAUUAUGGAUUUUAAGUAUUCUCUAAAAUAUAUAUUUAGCGGACUUUAUACUAGAUAAAGAGAAAAUAAAUUAAAAUCAAGAAAAUUAAAUCUUAAAAAAAGAAAAAAUAUUGUUGAAGAUGAUGAUGAAGAAGAUGAUUCAUAUUCUAGUUUUUAUAAAAUUGAUGAUAAUAGUAUAUAAAUACCAAUCAAAAGAUCAAUUAGAUAAAGUUCAAGAAAAAAAAUUGUAAUCAUUUCUUAAAUAAUCAAAUUAGAAAUUUAAUGAUGAAGAUGAUCUUGAUAUUAUUAUUAGAACUAAAUAGAAUCCAGUCUUUAAAAUAAUUUAUGAUAGAUUUUAAUUUUAGAUAGAUGAAUAUGUAUUUCAAAUUACUUAUUUAAAGGAAUCUUCCUAAGAUGAUAUUUAAGAAUCUUCUCUAGAUUAAGAUUCAUAAUAGAAUAUAAAUUUAAAUUAAAAAAAUACUUUAAUUUCAAAUAUGUAAGUUUUUGAUUAAUCAAUACUCAAAGAACAUAAAAAUGAAAAUUAAAAUUAAUAAAAUAUUCAUAAUAGUAAGACUAAUUUCACUCCUAUUAUCUUAAUAAAACCAACACUUAACAUUGAUAAUUCAAACUUUGAUUAAUAUUUAGAAAAACUAAAAUAAGAUAUAGGUUUCAAUUAUCAUAUAUAAUUAGAUGCAAAUUCUUAAAAAUACCUUUAAGGUGAGGACCUUAAUUUAGAUAUUAAUAUUGAUUUUGCAGAUAUAACAAAAGAUUUUACAAAAUCAUCGAGCUCUAAAUUUGGGUACACUUCAAGUGCAUUUAAAAAAUAUAAGAAAGAUCUAGAUUUAGAUAAUUUCUUAGUAACAAACAAUAAUAAUAAAUGA